Pleurotus ostreatus (oyster mushroom) is the source of this 2574-nucleotide messenger RNA. RefSeq lists its product as uncharacterized. The record is from RefSeq and is a predicted model, not a curated record. The transcript has 20 exons. The coding region runs from base 1 to 2574 and encodes 857 amino acids. Lineage: Eukaryota; Fungi; Basidiomycota; Agaricomycetes; Agaricales; Pleurotaceae.
AUGCCAAGAAAUAACACUUUAAUCCUCCUCCUCGUGGUAUUCAUAUUAGCCUUUUGCCUUACUGGCAAUGGCGUAUAUGCCUUCGGGGCGGGGAAUAUCCCUUCUUUCGCGUAUAUGGAAGGCAGGGCAUUUCGUCACGGUGAUAUCGAAGAUAUUCUAUCCGAUCUUGUAAAGAAGGGAGGUGGAGGUUUCGCGUUAGGAGCGUUAAUAGGCAAAGGGGGAUCCAAGUUCAGUGGUUUGGAUGUUAAACGGGUCUACUUUGGUAAUUGGCUUCGAGAUUACAGUCAAGCCGUGGAUAUUGCUGGCUUGUCGAAGUUGCAGCUCCAGACAAUCAUCAAUCUGUGCAUGGCUCUCGGUUUCAUGGCCCACGGCUACGCGACUGGCGAAUUCGAGGUCACUGCCGAACGCCUUGGAUGCUACCUCCCAACUGAACACAUUGACAACCCAAAAGGCUACGGUGAUGGCCAAGACGCUCGACAAAUUCACCCGGGACUUCGUGGUCCAGUCGACCCUAUGGAACUGGAAAUCGAUCCCCGCACAGGCAUGAAGAACUAUAUCGCAAACGAAAAUGGUCGUUGGGACACGUCGAAAGCAUUGGUGAGGCGUACACUCGAAAAGUGUAUUCAUCUUGGAAGGCAGUAUCGAUCUCAAGGAAGGAAAGACGAUGAAUACGAAGCUUUUAGGUUGUUGGGUACAGCUCUCCAUACAUUGGAGGACUUUUCAGCACAUUCGAACUUCUGCGAGCUCGCGCUUGUUAGCAUGGGCCACCACCAGGUGUUCACCCAUGUCGGCGACCAAGUACGUGUACAAGCAUCCAAUGGUAAAUGGGUCGCUCCUCUCGUCACUGGCACCUUCGGCUCCAGCGAUUUCAUCCACUCGUUGUUAGGAGAGGCUACCGAUCAUCUUAGCGAAGCCUCCGUAUCAGAUCUCAACCGACAACUCGACACAGCCCGCUCCAAGUCGAUGUCUACCCGCGGACCUGGCGGCAGUGCCAACCCCGCAGACUCUCUUCGCAAUCUCCUCUUCUCCCUUCCAGGGGGUACUGGAGGGGAUAUGAGCAGAGACAUGGAAGGCAUCGAGCGAAUUCGGGCCGGUUCUGCGCCAGGUGGAGGGGGUAAGAGGCCGGAGGAUAUGAGCCCGCAAGAGUUGCAUGCGGUGCUGUGGCAGGUGCUGACGUUCAGAGAUGGUGUGGUGAAGAAUAUAUCGAAUACGAUCGAGAAAAUCCCGGGGCUGGGACCCCUCAUCGAGAAGUUGAUGGAUUCUAUCUCUGUCUUCGUAUUCACCACGUUGGAACCUUUCUUGAAGCCAAUCAUAAAAUCCGCAAGCAGUGGUUUGACCGCAGCCUCUAGUGAAGUAAUUGAUAACCAUGAUCAAUAUGAGGUAUUCAACGAUCCUCGUGCUUCGGAUCCUACCCACUCUUUCUUAAGCAAAGAUCACUUCAACCUCAUCCUUAAUGAACCAGCCGGCCGCAUUGCCCAGAUCAUUGUUAAAUAUGCCGUGACUGAAAUCAUCAAAGCUUGGGACGAUACAUCCGUAAACGUUCACAAUGUUACGGAAGACAUUCUCCAGUGCCUCUUUCACCCCGACUUCCACAAUUCCAACUCCAGAAUACAGCGCGAAAUGAUGCAAUGUAUGCAUGACUGGGUGAAAGGCCUAGGGGGCAAGCAGCAUCAGAUCAUCAGCCGUCUAGGCAAGAAUGAGGUCCGCAACCACCAGAACACGCGACUUGCUGGAGAAGGUGGUGCUCCUGAAGCCCAAGGUACCUACGCGCACGCUCAGGGUAUACAAGCCCAGAACGCGUUGCAAGGUUAUAUCGGUCAGAUCCCUGGUGUUUCACAGGUGCAGUCUAUAAUUGGCGGAGGUAGCGGUGUGAAGAGGGACGGCCCUGGCGGCGGUGGAUAUCCAGGUGCUGGUCACGGACCAAGUGGCGGACACGGCGCUGGGUAUUCGAGCCCUCCGCCCCCAAUGACUGGCCAAGCCGCGUCUUACUUCAAUGAUGCUCCAGCGUCGUCCUACCCAGGAGCCGGUUCGUAUGCGCCGCCAUCCGCCCCUCCACCAGGAGGUGCUUCCUCGUACGCGCCGCCCUCCGGACCCCCUCCACCCUCGGGCAAUAGGCCCCAACAACACUCAGGCUAUAAUCCCUCGUAUACAUCUCCUCCACCCUCUUUCCCGGGUGGACCCCCUUCUCACCAUGGCGGGCAUGGACAUCAUCAUGAACACGGUUCUGAUAGAGGCCCUUCAUUCCCUGGUGCGCCUUCACAUGGACCUCCAGGCGGGGGUCCUGGUUUCCCCUUGGCACCAACGUUCCCCGGUGCGGGAGAAGGACAUGGUGGGUAUUCCUCUUACGGUCAGCCAGGCGGGUUCCCUUCGCCUUCUGGACCACCUCCAGGUGGCUUAGGUGGUUUUGGUGAUCCAUACGCCCAGCCUCCUGGUGGAGGCAUGGGCUUCCCUGGCGCGGAACCAUUUGGCGCACCAGGAGGACCUCCCCCUCAAUUCCCUGGCGCUCCUCCACCCGGUGGGUACAGCUACGGAGCUGCGUACAGAGGCGGCGCUAGUGGAGGCGGCGGAUGGUGA